Molecule: messenger RNA, 926 nt
Organism: Bombyx mandarina (wild silkworm)
Lineage: Eukaryota; Metazoa; Arthropoda; Insecta; Lepidoptera; Bombycidae
Gene: Sec20
Product: vesicle transport protein Sec20
Source: RefSeq, a predicted model, not a curated record
UUUAUGAAUCCGUAAACUCUCUAAAAACAAAUAAGAUUAAGUGUUAUUUAACUUGUAAAUUAAUAUAAAUUUUAAUGAUAAUAUAGAAAAUACACCACAAUGGCCCUCAAAAUGGAUUUGAGUCCAACGGACCCAUAUCAUCAAUCGUUGUUUGCAAAAUUAGAAAAUCCUGAUGUGGUCUAUCAGAAUUUCGUGAAGAGAUUGGCUAAGUAUCAUUUUCAAGUCAAAGCAAUUAUCCAGGAUAUCCUGGAAUGCAGGGAGUCAAUGGAGAAAUUAAAUGAGUUAAAUGAAAAAGGAAGGGCAAAAAUAACGGAAGUACGAGAGGAAUUAGAAAAUUUAUACCUGUAUGGUAAAGAAACAGGGGAUACAAAAUAUGAUACUGAAUUAGAAUCACAGAGACACCUUUUAGCUUGUCUCCUUAAGGAAUUUAAAGAUGCCAAUAUAAAUAGUAUGUUUGCUAUUGAAAAGGCACAAAGAGAAGAUUUAUUAAAAUGUAGUGAUAAUGAGAAGUCAUCAGUCCGACAAAGAAAGAAAAAGAUGGAUAAGGAUGGAUUGGUCAAAAUGUCAUCAGGUGUGACAGAGCAAUUACUUUCCGUAAGCAGGCAGCUAGCGGACACCACACAAAAGAGUCAAAAUACUUUGGAUAAUUUGGUUUCAUCUAGUUCAACAGUGCAUGGAACACAAUCGGAAUUGGAAAAUACAGCAGGAACGAUUACGCAAUCGAGCAAACUACUGAAGAAAUACGGACGUAGAGAAUUUACGGACAAAGUGAUCAUGUUUUUUGCAUUUUUAUUCUUUUUGGCGGUGUGCCUGUACAUUGUACAGAAGAGGCUUUUUUAAUCGUUUGUGACUAUAGUUUUGAAAUACACGUGUAUGCAAUUUAUUAUGAAUUUGUGAAAUAAAUGUGUUGUCUAACUUAUUCUGUA